AAUCUUGCAGGUAGUACUGUUCAGUGACCAGUGACAGAGGAAGCGUCCCAACGCUCGGACCUGGUGCAUAGUCCCUGUUGAAUUGCGCAGGAUUUGAAAUGAUGCCGUGGAUCGUCCGUAUGGGAGGACAAUCACCUUCUUUAAUGCGUUCGACGGAUUUGAUUCAGCUAAAAUUUCAGUAGUGAACGGGAUCUGCAGACAGAAACUUCGUUGGAAAAAAUGUGCGAUGAGACGGUGGAAUUCUCGUAUCUCGCAUCCAUGUUGGAUGCUGUGGUUCGGGCGAAGAAGGGUCCACUGAAACGGAAGCAUGUGCGCACCUUUCUCGAUCAUGUGUACACAGACCACGAGUUUUUCAGUGCGAUGCGACUGAUGCUGCCCAAUUUGGAUAAAGAGCGCGGCAAUUAUGGUUUGAAAGAGGCCGUGCUAGCCAAGAGUCUAGCAGAGGCGUUGUGCUUGUCUAAAGAUUCCGAGGACGCUCAGAAGCUUUUGAAUUGGAGGAAAGGAGGUACUCGUGCUGGCAGCAAUGCAGGGAAUUUUUCGUUUGUUGCCACGGAGAUUCUUUGUCGUCGACAACGAGUUACAUCUACUGGAAUCAAAAUAAAAGAAGUCAACGAUCUCCUAGAUCGGUUGGCAGCAGCAGAUCGAAGAGAGGAGAAGGUUGCAGUUCUCGGAGAAAUGAUCAACAAGACAAAUGCUCAAGAGAUGCGUUGGAUCAUCAUGAUCAUUCUGAAAGACUUGAAGCUUGGAAUUAGUGAGAAGACUUUCUUCAGUGAGUUUCAUCCCGAUGCCGAAGAUCUUUUCAAUGUCACUUGUGACUUAAAGCUGGUGUGUGACAAACUGCGCAAUCGUAAUGAGCGAUAUGACAGACAGGAUAUAGAGGUGGGCAAAGCUGUGAGACCACAACUUGCAGCUAGGGUUGCAAACGUAGAAGAAGCGUGGAAGAAGUUUCGCGGUAAGCAGGUUAUAGUGGAGUGCAAGUUUGAUGGUGAUCGUAUUCAAAUCCACAAAAAUGGCUCCAGCGUUAACUUCUUUUCCAGGAAUUUCAUUGAUCAUCAAGAAUUCAAAGAAGGUGUGGCUAACCUGAUAAUUCAGAAUGUUCUCCCUGACAAAUGCAUACUGGAUGGAGAAAUGUUGGUUUGGGAUCGAUCUACCAAGCGAUUUGCAGAUUUUGGGACAAAUCGCGAGGCAGCCAAAGCAGCGAAAGACGGUCUAGAUACGAGCCAGCAGUUAUGCUAUGUGGCAUUUGAUGUCUUAUAUCAUGGCAAUAGCAGUGUGAUUCAUCUCCCAUUAAGAGAACGGCAACAGCUUUUAGAGAAGUCUAUAAAACCUCUCCAAGGUCGUUUGGAGUUGCUUCUACCCAGCGCGAGUGCACAGCCAAGCACAGGAGAAUCCAAGUGGUCUUUUAUAGCAAGUCGAGCAGAAGACGUGGAACAGUUCUUUCAACAAACUGUGGAAAACAGAGAAGAGGGAAUCAUUUUAAAGGAUCUGGACUCGAAGUGGGAGCCUACAGAUCGUAGUGGAAAAUGGCUCAAGCUUAAACCUGAUUAUGUCCAAACUGGUUCCGAUCUUGACGUUUUGAUCAUCGGUGGUUACUAUGGGUCUGGACGACGGGGAGGUCAGGUAGCACAGUUCCUGCUUGGACUUGCCGAACCCCCAAAGCCCGGUCAGUAUCCAACCAGGUUUUUUUCCUUCUGCAAAGUGGGAACGGGGCUCACAGAUGAAGAGAGUGACCAUCUUGUUCAGAGGCUGAAACCUUACUUCAGGCGCAAUGAGAAAAAUAGCAAGACUCCAAGCUGUUACAUAGUCACAAACAAUGCUAAGGAGCGGCCUGACGUCUGGAUCGACCAACCGGACAAGUCUGUUAUCAUGGAAAUUACGAGUGAUAUCCGUACAAUCAAAACCGAGGUUUUUGCUGCUCCAUAUGGUUUGCGAUUCCCUCGUGUGAACAGAGUACGAUAUGAAAAGCCUUGGUAUGAUUGUCUUGACGUGCAGGCUCUGGUGGAUAUGGUCAACUCUCGCAGCGGAAGUACAGUGGAUGCAAAGCAAUCCGAAGGAAAAGAAAAUAAAGUAAAACAAAGCAAACGGCAAAAAAAGACAGAAGUUCGGUUCAUGUCAUUAGUGCCAUCCCAUAUGCGCGUGACGGACGUAUCUCAUGUAAAACGUGCAACAAAGAUAUUUGACGGACUCGUCUUCUAUUUUGCGAAUUUCUCAGAGGACUAUGCGAAGGAAAGUCUCCACAAGUUGGUUGUGGAAAAUGGGGGUUCGUUUUCCAUGAAUUUGAAUAAUGAGGUUACACAUGCCCUCGCAUGUGAAAAGAAAGGAAUUAAGUACAUGGCAGCUGCAACCCACGGAGAUGUUAUACACUAUUCAUGGGUUAUGGAUUGCUGCACCGCCAAGGAUCUGCUGCCAGUCAGACCCAAGUACUUUCUUCACCUUUCAGCACAAACAAAGAACAAGAUGAAAGCUGAAAUCGACGACUACGGCGAUUACUAUUUUUUGGACAAUGAUACAAAUGAUCUGAAACAGCUUUUUGAAAAUAUGGAACCUUCAAAAUUGGCAACCGACAAGGAGGAGCUUGCACAUUACAAGAAAAAGUACUGUCCGAGUUCGACGUUUUGUCAGUUUAGCAAUUGCAGUUUCUAUUUUCACAAGCCCAUCCACUCCAGAAAUGUCGAUUCGCAAUUGGUCGCAGAGACAGCUCUAAUGAGGCAAAGAUUGGAAGUUAGCAUGCACGCAGGAAAGGUCAUUGAGACAUUAACGAGUGAUGUGACGCAUAUGAUCAUAUACACGUCUCCCAACGAUUCGCUUCCUUUCAGCACCAUAUUCAAAAGCAUUCCUUUUAGUGCCAGGAGGUUGCUGAUGUCACACAAGCUCAAAAUUAUGAGUCAUCAGUGGAUUGAUGAUCACGAGCUGGGCACAUGUGGACAUCCUCCAGAGGCCACAUACAAUCUCAGGGAUGCGUCAUUCCAGUACAACGAGCAUGAGAUGGAAGUCAUUCAACCCAUGCAGCUGAGCGGGAAUGAAGUCAAUGGACGUGCAACGAGAGAGGAUGUAAAAGAAGCCGAGGCGAUGGAGGUUGGUCUGGGUACAUUGGCAGACCAGGUGGUCCGUCGGAAUAGAUUGGUGACACUUCAAAAAGCUCCAAGAUCAUCAAAGAGGAGAAGUUCAAGUCAGUUGGCUAACGAGAAGAAAGCCACAGAAGACAAAGAACAAGACAGAGCAGCAAAACGCAUGUGUAGUAAAAGCGAGCAAGUUAGAGAAGAGCUCUUGAGUAGUGGUUCUGAUGCAGCUGAACUCGUCGCGGAAAGACAAGAGGCAGCCGACAGGAACGGGACUAGCAUCUUGGAAGAUCAUUUAAGAAUUCGGCCAGGUACAUCAAGAUCAAUUGAAGAAGAUAGCGUUGAUGAGAAAGCUGUUAAUGAUGUACUUGAGGAUUUGAUUCCUACAUUAAAAUUCAGCCAGCAACAGCCGCCGUCGCAAAUAUGCAGCGCUCAAGUAACACUAGCUACUGCUGACCCUAGGCUCGUCAUUAAUCCACCACCAGAGUCGCCUUCAGAAUACUCAAAACUUACUCUCAAAGCUCUUGCCGAUCCCAUUUCGAGUAUGCCAGAUCCUGCCACCGAGCAUAUUCUGCCCAAACCAACUACUAAGAAAAAGGUCAGCUACAAAAAUAUAGUAAGCAAUCUGUUAAAUAAUCCUCCUUGAAGUAGUCAUUUUAGAAAAGACAUUCUAGGGAUUUCUUUCAGAGCUCAAGAUCUGUUCACAUGUAUAUCGAGUUUUAUAAGGGUGGCUCCCGUGAAAAUUUCAAUGCUCUCAGUAACGGUAAGAUCAUCUGUAUUUCUCUUAAAAAAUUCGUAUCAGUACAAAGUUAAGGUGGCUGAGAGAGGUAAUUCACAUCGUCUGAACUCUCCGUUUCCUGCACCAUUUU
Marchantia polymorpha subsp. ruderalis is the source of this 3928-nucleotide messenger RNA. The record is from the annotation of a GenBank genome assembly. NCBI's taxonomy places the organism in Eukaryota, Viridiplantae, Streptophyta, Marchantiopsida, Marchantiales, Marchantiaceae.